Molecule: messenger RNA, 3178 nt
Organism: Homo sapiens (human)
Lineage: Eukaryota; Metazoa; Chordata; Mammalia; Primates; Hominidae
Gene: OTX1
Product: orthodenticle homeobox 1
Exons: 5
Coding region: 599-1663 (354 amino acids)
Biological process (GO): regulation of DNA-templated transcription
Cellular component (GO): nucleus
Molecular function (GO): DNA-binding transcription factor activity; DNA binding; DNA-binding transcription factor activity, RNA polymerase II-specific
Source: RefSeq, marked reviewed
GCCAUUUAAAAGAUUCGCCUAGCUUAGAGUUGGAACGAAAACUCUUUUUUGCACUUUUAAAAGUCCACCCAGGUAGACGUGUUUGGGAAGUUUUUUCGGGUGGGAAAUGGGCUUCGCCCGUACGAACAAUCCGGGGAAAUCGCCUCAAGGAGGAUCCUUACGCAGCAUGUGGAAAAAAGUUGAGGGCAGGGGUCUGUGGCCACAUUUUCCAUCAAAAAGUCCCUGUUAGAGGCAGUCUAAGAAAGAGAGAGAAAGAGCGAAAAAGAAACUUUCCUAUCAAAAUGUUUCAAUUAAGAAGUAGGGUGUACGUGUGAGGGGAAGAGGACGCUGGGCUCCAACGUUUCAGUAGAAGCGCUUAAGACUUGCAAACACCCUUGGUGGGGACCUGGAACCCCGGGAGAUGCCGACGAGCAAGCAGGUUGGCUGCCCGGCGGGUCUCUGUGAGAGAUCCAGGUAGAUGGUGAACGGCCCCGGCAGCUGAGGGCAGGCCAGGCCCCCAGACGCAUCAGACCCUGAAGGACUGCGUGGUGGGAGCCCUGCACCGCUCCUGGCCCCGGGCCCCCUGGAUCCGUCGGGGCGCCUCCACCCAGCUGUUAGCAUGAUGUCUUACCUCAAACAACCCCCAUACGGCAUGAACGGGCUGGGCCUGGCCGGGCCCGCCAUGGACCUCCUGCACCCAUCCGUGGGCUAUCCGGCCACUCCGCGGAAGCAGCGGCGGGAGCGCACCACCUUCACGCGUUCACAGCUGGACGUGCUCGAGGCGCUCUUCGCCAAGACUCGCUACCCUGACAUCUUCAUGCGGGAGGAGGUGGCGCUCAAGAUCAACCUGCCGGAGUCUAGAGUCCAGGUCUGGUUCAAGAACCGCCGCGCCAAAUGCCGCCAGCAGCAGCAGAGCGGGAGCGGAACCAAGAGCCGCCCAGCCAAGAAGAAGUCCUCUCCAGUGCGGGAGAGCUCGGGCUCCGAAAGCAGUGGCCAAUUCACGCCGCCAGCUGUGUCCAGCUCUGCCUCGUCCUCUAGCUCGGCGUCCAGCUCUUCCGCCAACCCAGCGGCUGCAGCGGCUGCGGGACUAGGUGGGAACCCGGUGGCGGCCGCGUCGUCGCUGAGUACACCAGCUGCCUCAUCUAUCUGGAGCCCGGCCUCCAUCUCGCCAGGCUCAGCGCCCGCGUCCGUGUCGGUGCCGGAGCCAUUGGCCGCGCCUAGCAACACCUCGUGUAUGCAGCGCUCCGUAGCUGCAGGCGCCGCCACCGCAGCAGCCUCUUAUCCCAUGUCCUACGGCCAGGGCGGCAGCUACGGCCAAGGCUACCCUACGCCCUCCUCUUCCUACUUUGGCGGCGUGGACUGCAGCUCAUACCUAGCGCCCAUGCACUCACAUCACCACCCGCACCAGCUCAGCCCCAUGGCACCCUCCUCCAUGGCGGGCCACCAUCAUCACCACCCACAUGCGCACCACCCGUUGAGCCAGUCCUCAGGCCACCACCACCACCAUCACCACCACCACCACCAAGGCUACGGUGGCUCUGGGCUUGCCUUCAACUCUGCCGACUGCUUGGAUUACAAGGAGCCUGGCGCCGCUGCUGCUUCCUCCGCCUGGAAACUCAACUUCAACUCCCCCGACUGUCUGGACUAUAAGGACCAAGCCUCAUGGCGGUUCCAGGUCUUGUGAGCCCAGGAAUGAAAGAGGAGAAGAAACGCAACUACCUGCGCCCUCCGUGGUCCCGAUCCUGUUGCUGCUGCUGCACCGCCCGCCUUUGCCUCGUCUUCUCCAAAACUGAAUUUUCACCCCCCAAAAAGAUGUCCAUUGCCUGCACUGCCGCCCCCAUUUUUGUGCCACUUGCUUGGGGGGAUGUGCAAACCCACCCUGCCCCUUGGAUGGGGGGACCGGUGCUUCGGCUUGGCCUACACAUUCUAUACAGGAGAGAUGUAUUAUUUCCCCCCUUCAGCCCCUACUAAACUCUUAAGCCUCCCCUUCCAGUCUUUCUGGACAGCUAUUAAGCACUUGCAGCCUUCGGAGGCUCUGCGCUCUGAUCCGCUGUUUGAGCCCAACACUUUAAUUUAUUCUUUCUGGACACUGGAGUCACUAACUGGCGUGUUUCUGCCCAUUGGAGCACCCGCACACUACUCCAAAUCAAAACCACUAAGAGUUCCUCCCGCGCAGACUGCUGCCCCUUCAGCUGCCCUCGAUUUUGCUCCACGCCUGCCGGCCAGAGCCUCCCGGCGUUUCUUCCGCCCCAGCGGAGUGCGCUGGGGCGCGCCAGGGCUAGGCCCGCCGGAGGAGCGCGUCCCCAGCCUUCCGCGCACAGAGCCGCAUCCCGCCCCGCCCUGCGCUGGACUGGUUCAAGCUUCCGCCUCGGCGGGAACGCUGUACAUAGUCAGGUCCGUUCCAGGGACCACUUAAACUUUUUAGUUGCUGUUGGUUGGUUGAACUGAACAUAUCUUGUCUUAGCACCCAGGAAACAGAACUUUAAGAUAUAUACAGCACAUAUAUAUAUAUAUACAUAUAUAUAUACACAUAUAUAAAAAACAAAAGCAAAAAAUAUUUUCCCUCUGUCCGUCCCCCUUCUGCUCUUCCUCAAUCAAUGGCGCUUUUUCUUUUUCAGUUGUUGCAAAGCUGCCCUGCCCUCUUCACAUCUUCUCCCUCUGUGUAUUUAUUGAAGAGAACCGCUUGGUUUCAGGAAGCUGGGCGCGGGAUAUCCGAAGUGUGGAGGAAACAGACAAGUCAGGGUACAGAGGUGGGGGUUGGGCAGGGGCGCAGGGCUGACCCCCUCACCCGGUCUAAGCACAGGGUCGCAGUUCCAGUUUACAAACCUAAAACAAGAAAACCAAAACCAGGGAACAAAACAACAAAACAAAACAAAAUCCGUAAAAGUACAGCAUUAGGGAAAAACAAACAAACCCAGGCCCCAAACCCAGUUCCAACUCCUCUGUCGGCUUCUCUCUUUCAACACCCUUGUUUUGUCUAGUGAGUUUUUAGUGCACCUUCGUUCUCCGAAAUCUGCGGAGAGCCCGCGCGCCUGUGUAUCAAUUUUGGCUUUGGCCGCUUCGUCCAGUAGGUGGGAAAGUAAUUUGUAAAUUUGAUUUGUCUGAUGUGAAGAUCACAAAUUACUUGUUGAAAUGUAAGGCAGUCCCCCUCCUCCUCUUUAUCUACAUUACUUCCCGAAAAUAAAUGCAAAUUAAUGAA